Gadus chalcogrammus (walleye pollock) is the source of this 4979-nucleotide messenger RNA. It is a transcript of the gene tti2, whose product is annotated as TELO2 interacting protein 2. The coding region runs from base 159 to 1790 and encodes 543 amino acids. The record is from RefSeq and is a predicted model, not a curated record. Lineage: Eukaryota; Metazoa; Chordata; Actinopteri; Gadiformes; Gadidae. Gene Ontology annotation, cellular component: cytosol; nucleoplasm; centrosome. The transcript has 10 exons.
ACUGUAAUUGUUUUUUUCUUCCGUAACGAGCAGCCUUGAAGAACACUAUUGAAUCAGACCGCCGAGAUGUCUUCAUGAAUGUCCUUAUUAUUGUGAGAUUUUUCCAGUGUACUGAUGAAAACAUAGUUACCGGAUUGUAGCUGAUUGCUGAAGAAAACAUGGACCUGUCAUCGCUUCUCUGUCGCCUGCGCGUCUCAUCCUCGUCAGCCCGCCCCUUCCAUCUCCCUGACGACAGUCAGCCCUUUCCAGCAAUCACAGAGGUGCUCCGCCAGCUGCAGGACAAUCUGAGUGGAGUCGCUCAACGAGACGACUGUGACUCGGAGAAAGCAUCUGCCAUUUGCCAGGCGGAACAGUUAUUCAAGAUCGCUGACUCCCAUUGGCUGACAUCCCCUGAUGACAGCGAUCAGAACAAUGACGCGCCUGCGUGUGCCCGGUGGGCGGCGCUGGCGGAGGCCUACGUGGGCGUAGUCCAGGCUCUCACCCGCUGUGCCGCUCUGCCCGCGUGCGAGGCCGACAGCGGCCUGCCCGACAGCCUCUACCGGGACGUCCCAGCCGGGGCCGUGCUGGUCUGCUCGGCCCUCUGCAGCCUGCUGGGGUGCCUGGGGCUGGCCGGGGGGCAGGACGUGAGGGAGGCAACCCAGGAUGAGGCCCCACCCACCGGUCGAGGGGCCGGGGCCCUCCUCUUAGCAGCUGUGGCCCCACUGAGUUGUGUGUUUGCUGUGACCCACUUGCAGGAACAGCCAUGGACGGACGCCCGCUCAAAGGAGUCUGCCGGGCACCUGCUGAGCAGCCUGGUGGCGGCGGGGGGGUUCAGGGACAUCCCUCACUUCCUCAUGGGGGACGAGGAGGAGUCUGCAGGAGGGGGGAGAGGCCGGGCUGUGUUCGGGGGGCUCCUGGAUGUCCUGCAGCCUAACCUGACAAAGGACCUGUUGCCUCAGUGUGCAGCAGUGAAAGUGGUCUUCUCCUGGGCUCUACUUCAGAUGAGCCGCCCCUUUCUCUCCCACCACCUCCCCCGUGUCGUCUCCCCCUCCCUCCUCCUGUCGGACCACUACAGGCCAGAGAACUGCAUUCUUGGAAUCCGUUGUCUCCAUCAUAUAGUUCUACAGACGUCUGCAGCAGAGCUACGUCAAUACAACAGAGCAGAGGUGGUCUACCAGGCUCUCUACAAACACCUGUAUACAACCAACGGCCCGCAGAUACAGCUGGUCCUGGCCUGCUUCUUGGACCUGCUGCUCGUCCUGGAGAAGCCUCCCUCUAUCUCGGGCCCCCAGGAGGUCCCCAGGAAGCCCUGUCGCCACGACGACGUGGUGUGUCUGCUCCUCACCAACAUGGAGAUGGAGCACAAGUUGGCGUUGCGCCGCAUCUACGCCGCCGCGCUGCCACAGUACAUCCACAGACUGAGGGUGUGUGCGUGCAGACACCUGAAGCGGCUGGAGCGCGUGCUGCUGAGUUACCUGGAGGUGAGCGACCCCCCGCAGGAGAGCAGCAGGAGCAGCGCCCUGGAGGCCCUGGAGACACUGCUCCCUGUGGCCUGGCCCCGGAUAGACCAGCGCCGUGUGGGCGUGUUCCUGCAGUGUUUGUUGCGGCUGCUGGUCGACUUGUCAUCUGAAAGCCUCAUUUCUGCAUCCGUCAAGGAGAAGCUAAACAAUCAGACGGCUCGUUGUUUGACUCUACUGAACCACUGUUCACAUGGCAGGGUCAAGUCACUCCUUCUGCUGGUAGACAGUAGCUGUGCCAGUGCUGCUGUGCUGCGUUGCCUAGAGACGGUCACCAUGGCGACAGAAAGGUGACAGUGGCCCACUCUGAUCUGCAUGGCUCUUCUCUGGACAUGAGGGACGUCAUUUCCUGUAACUGGUGAUGUCACAGCUUUCCCAUUGACAUCACCAAACUGAACCAAUUAAAGUAAAAUUUUUGUAUUCUGGGUUUGGGAUUGUUUUCAUUGAUGUUGGUGUGGAUUAGCCUUGUUCUUUUUCAGGACACACACACACACACACACACAAACACACAAGGGCUGGGUAUUGCCAGGUACCUCACAAUUCAAUUCCGAUUCUAUAGGUCUUGAUUCGAUUAGAUUUCGAUUUGAUAUUGAUCCAAUUGCUUCGAUAUCGAAUACGUGCAGAUGACAAAAAUACCUAAAUAUUAUUUAGAAUUAACCAUUUCAAAAUGAAUAAACCAUUUCAUUGUGCUUUAAUUAGCAAAAAGGGAAUACAAAAUUGUAUAGUAUUUGAAUACAACAUUGUAUAGUAUUGUUCCUGAGCUAAAUUUGCGGCAUAAAAGUAAUGAUCAUAACAUGGACAAAUGUAAAAGUGCCUGAGUAUGCUUCUUUUUUUUAUUUUAGUUUUUUUUAAUGGAAAUAAUCGAUUUCAAACAAUUUCUGAUUCAAAAUUGAAUCGAGAACAAAUAAAUUACAGUGCAUUGAUGAAUAGAUAUUUUUACUCAGCCCUAACACACACACACACACACACACACACACACACACACACACACACACACACACACACACACACACACACACACACACACACACACACACACACACACACACACACACACACACACGACAUGUUGCAUACAGAAUGGGUCAGCAGUAGCUGACCCAUUCUGUAGCUUCCUAGAGCUAAACAUUCAAAUCAAAAUAUAAACACGCCCACAUUAAUUCAAUAGUGUUUUAUUUGAAGUAAAAUAAUUGCAAUAAACUUAGCCCUCAGUGUUGGUUUACAUGGGGCAAGUUGUACUGUUACAUAGACGGUCCUCCAUAGAAAAACAAUAGGUGUUUACAGUAACAUGGUUAAAUGAGUGGCCGGUUUACGUAAAGAAGGCGAACAUUCAUGUGAGUGAGUAAUGUAUCCUGAAAGGCAGUCAGAGGUGGAUACUGAGUUGAAACUACGCCGACAAUGAUGUAGUUGUGUGACCACCACCAUCCGGACCCUUCCGCCUAUGUUUCAUUGAGUUCAGAGCAGUCCGGUUUGCACUCAUUUUCACCCCAACGAUGACUUUCUAUUCAGAGUCACUUCUUGAUUGUCAUUGUCAUAUAUACAUAGAAAACCCUUUGUCCAGUCCAGCAACACAUUCCAUUCCUCAGCUGCAAGGUAGUCCAGUGGUCGGGGGAUGAACGUGUGAUGCACUUAUCAUACUGUCUACAUAGAAACACCCGGCUGUGUGCAAAGGCGUGGCAUGUGGCUCAGGAGGUAGAGCAGGUUGGCUGGUAACCGGAAGGCUGCUAGUUCGAUCCCGGGCUCCUCCUAGCUGAGUUUUGAGGUGUCCCUGAGCAAGGCAUCUAACCCUAACUGCUCCCGACGAGCUGGCUGUCACCUUGCAUGGUUGACACCACCGUCGGUGUGUGCAUGAAUGGAUGUAUGUUGUCAAUAAUGUAGUCUGGCUGAGCGAAAAUGGACAGAGCGUCUAUAGUUCAGCGUCGGAUUCCACCGCUACACCUCCCUUCCCUGUUGCUGGCUUUCCCGUAUUGUGCUCCCCCUCAAACUCGGACAUUAAGCAGUAUGGCGAGGACUUUGACGGCGCUGUAAAGCUAGCAUGUUUGGCUCUUUCCGUCGAAAAUUGCAAAGAACUUCAAAAGAUUUGCUUACAGCAUUUGCUGAGGAAGAAAGAUGUUCUUGCCGUUUUAACAUAUAAAUGUUAAAACGUCUGUCGUUUUGAUAGGUCCCGUGAGCUCCUCAAGUGCCAAAGUGUAUGGUGUCUUGACAUCAUUGUGAGAAAUAAAUAAACAAUGUUUGUUCUUUUUAUCUAUAAAAGGAUCUUCACAUAGGCGACAUACAUCUUUAAUAGUUUUUUGUGGCGUUUGCGGUUGGGAUUGAGGCAUCUCUCUGAAAGCCUCUGAACGUGAAGACGUUCCAUCAAAAUAAUUUCCCCCCCGGCACUAUUUUGCAUGGACACCACUGCUGCUUCCAGGGGUUAGCCCCGCCCUAGACGAUUGUGAUUGGUUUAAAGAAAUAUAUACAGGCCAGCCCAGUUUCCCCCCGGAUAGACGGCUCUAAAAAGCAUGGUUCCAGACCAUUCUACUUGCUGUAGUUUGGUCUGGCUUUGCGAGACUAUCAAUAAUGUAAAGUGCCUUGAGUCGCGACUGGUUAGAAAAGCGCUAUAUAAAUGUAGUCCAUUUACCAUAUUGGUAACCCUGAGGCGCUACAGCAUUGGUUUGCAGAGGCUUUACCUCACAUCAAGAUUCCUGGUUGUAUAUUUUAAUAUGAGCAAAGAAAAGGUUGAUAACCAAAGGUCGGUUUCAAAAGGUUCUGCGUUUUAAAACCAGAAAAACUGGACGUGAGCUGUGUGCGUGAGUCGCACCUGUGUCUCCGUUCUUCAUCGUCUCUUUCCCCUACUCCUCCUCCCUUUCACCUGCUGAAGCUCCGCCUCGGUCUGCCUGGACACACAACAGGAAGUCAAUUUACAUUUCCUUAUUUGGGCUGUGAUUCAAAGUAUGAAAAAAUAAAUAAAUAAUAAUAAUAAUAAAUAAUAUAUAUAUAUAUACACCAAACCUUGAUUGAUACCUAUUCACAUUUCCAAGUCAUCUUCAGGACAUUUAUAUUCAAAAUGAGAUGUGUCCCAUGUUCUAGGAUUCCUCAAAUUACUAGUCCCAGAAAACAACAGAUUUUCUACUUUUACUAACUGACACACCAGUUAUUAAAAUCCCUUGUUAUCUAUCCCAUAUAUUAUUUUUCUCACUGUCAAUUUCCUCAAAAUAUCAUACUUUUUUGAUUACAUUACAACUCAAGUACAUUUUCAAGUUAAUUGAAAAACAUCUCAAUUUUAAAAGGUAACACGAAUUUCAUUCUUGGAACUGCUGCAGCCCCUAGGAUCAUAUAUCUUCACUCAUAACAACUCAAUUCCCUGGAUGAGCUGACUUGUGUUUGAUGGAUGCUCACCAGAGCUGCUGUUUGGUCUGCAGGAGACAGGUAGCGCUCUCGUCCAGUCUGUGUUUCAGCCCCUCCAGCUCUGACUGAGACAACACCAGCUGCCUCUGCACACAU